GGUAUUUACCUCGCAGAGCCCGAGCAGAGGCGGGAAAUGGCGCCUGUUAACAACUGUGUGUCAUUUCGGAGACGGCCAUUGAGGAGAUAAGAUGUCGAAUACUAGCGCAGGCUCUGUUUUGAUGACUCUCGGGUCGUGAAAGCUUAUUUGGAACAACCGUGGAUCACCGUCAACUUACAUGUGACUGCUACAACAAUGAGGCUGAGAAUGCGAAAGGCGUCUCAGCAGCCGAUCCCCACUCUGGCCAGUCGCCCAUCCCGAACCAAGAGAAGGCAUUCAGAAGUAGAAGACGACACUCCAACCAGUGGUGGUAGGGGAUUGUUGUCAACGAUCAAAAAGUUCAUCAGAGGAAAUACGGUUAAGGUGCAGCAGGGGAGCCCAGCCAAGAAGGCGCGUCUUCACUGUGAUGUGGGCAACAACCUGAUCACCUCAACUCCAGACAACAACCCUGCCCAUAGGGUUGGCAGAAAAGGCUCCGUCAAUGGAUUGGCAACCAAUCAUGACAGGAAUAAGGAAAAGCCCAAUGGCAGUCUGGGAGAGACAACAACAGUGGAGGUGCCCACAAGCCCACCUAGGACAACACUUCUUGGGACCAUCUUCUCUCCUGUUUUUAACUUCUUCUCACCAGCUAAAAAUGCCUCGUCUGGAUCGGACUCUCCAGACCCCGCAUUGGCGGCUGACGAAAUAGUCAAACAGCUGGAAAUUGAACAAACUGUAGAAACGCCCACCAGCACAGUCACAUUUACACAGGAACUCUGUACCACCACUAAUUUCUACUCGAGUGUAUCCCAACUACCGCCUCUACGACCUCCUCACAUCCCCGAUGUCUACCCCACAGCAGAGCAGGGAGAAAGUGAUGCUGACCUUCCACCCCUCACUGCUCUGGGCUCCAGUCCAGAUAUGGCAUACAUGAACCCUUCCCAUACUGCAGUACCACCUGAAGCAUCCUAUGAAGAAGACUGGGAAGUCUUUGACCCGUAUUUCUUCAUCAAGCAUGUUCCUCCAUUAACGGAAGAGCAGCUCACUCGGAAACCAGCCCUCCCACUGAAGACUCGUAGCACACCUGAAUUCUCUCUGGUUCUUGAUCUGGAUGAAACACUUGUUCACUGCAGUUUAAAUGAGCUGGAGGAUGCAGCCCUUACCUUCCCUGUACUCUUUCAGGAUGUGAUUUACCAGGUGUAUGUGCGGUUGAGACCCUUUUUUAGAGAGUUUUUGGAACGCAUGUCCCAAAUCUAUGAGAUCAUCCUUUUUACAGCUUCUAAAAAGGUGUAUGCGGACAAACUACUCAACAUCUUAGAUCCUAAGAAACAGUUAGUGAGACACAGGUUGUUUCGGGAGCAUUGUGUCUGUGUCCAAGGCAACUACAUCAAGGAUCUCAAUAUUCUUGGCAGAGAUCUGUCAAAGACCAUCAUCAUUGACAAUUCACCGCAAGCCUUUGCAUACCAGUUGUCCAAUGGAAUUCCUAUCGAGAGCUGGUUCAUGGACAGGAACGACAAUGAGCUGCUGAAGUUGGUGCCCUUCCUUGAAAAGCUGGUUCAGCUGGAUGAGGAUGUGCGGCCGCAUGUUCGGGAGAGAUUUCGUCUUCAUGACAUGUUGCCUCCUGAUUGAACUUGUACCUUAGAUGAGCUUAGCAAGGAAGAACUGAAAAAUCUUUGUAAAAAGCUGCUUAAAACAAUACCAUUGCUUCUUUUUUUCUUUUUAAACCCCACAGUUGCUUUGGGGGGGGACUGUUCAGAAGAAAAUUGUUUUGAAAGAACGACGUGAAAUUUUGUAAAUGUACACAUUGUAAAGAGACACUUCGAAGUCCACUUUUUGAUGGACUCUCCAGCUGUGGAGUGGGCUAUUAUCUCCACACUAAAUCAGCGUUUUGGUGCUUGCUUAGUGGCUGUAACACACCACUUGUUAAGAAGAACUCUAACCUGAGGCGUUGAGGCCAAACCCACAACUGGUGCUGAAGCUGUUGACACUCCAAUCUCCACAGGAAGGACUGGCUUGUAAAUGAAUCUACAUUUGUGUUUACUCUUAGCCACUCACACAAACUCAGUAAUUUAGUGGAUGGCAAAUUUUGUAGCCUUUUCAAUCAUAUGCAUUCCGCUGUAGGUGAAUCAAGGUUGUAUUGUUCCUUUUGAUUUUGUUGGUUUAAAUGUUUAUAGGUAUUUUAUCUUUGAAGUGUUUUCAAAUAUGGGUAUUAAAAAAAUGAACGGUGAAGUUGUCAAAUCAAGCUGAGCACAGUAUGCUCUCCAGACUUAAGUCAAAGGUUUGAGCUCACUGUGGACCCAGGCUCUUUUUAAAAUACGUUCAAGGCAUGUAAAUUGGACAUACUGUUAGGUUUGAGGGCAUUUGUGUUUGAAGUGAUAUGUCAGCAAUAUAGUAUUUGAUUUCUUAGCAUUGUCUUUUACUAGCUUUCUGACCUAAUCCCAGCCAGACUUUUGGUUGUAAACUGCAAUUUAAUGGCUAUCAAUAGCAUAAUGACAAUGUAGCACGGCCAGUGUCUUCUGACAUCCGGUCACAACCUCAACCAGCCAUAUAUGGCACCAGCAAAAUCCUUUUCUCAGUCAGCCUCUAACCACUCUGUAUGCCUGUGCAGUACAUGGACAGUGUUUCUGCCGAACGUUUUUACCACUGAGACGGGACUGUCGUGCAGGGUGCAUAUAAUUGACACACUUGGCAAUCUGCAUUUGAUUGACCCAACUGCUUACUAAAUUCUCCCCAUAACAGAUUAAUAUUUUCCUUUAAGUUUGUAUCAAAGCGCUUUCUUUUUUUUUAAUUAUUACAAAUGACUCUAGGUCAGGGUUACUUUUACUCUGCCAUGUGACUUAAUUUCUCUGUAGCAUUCUUGUCCCCUUUUGUGGUUAGAAAAAAAAGACAAUCAGACUCCAGAGUUGUGCAGAGCACCACUCAUUCCUGCAUGUUUAUGUGGAGUAUGGGUUGCGUAUGUGCAUUCAUUUGUGUCCGGUGUGUUGGAUUUGUCAGAUGAAUCUUGCUCUGCUUGUUUUGUCCAAACAAUCUCUGCUGUUAAAGGUUGGCAAUUAUCAGAGAUUGUUGCCAUUUUUUCAGCACCUGUCCCUUUUUGCCUUUUUUUCCAUCACAUGUUGGUAGCGCUCCAGGAAUUUGAUUGAGUUUGUGUACCUUCUACAAAUGUUGCAGGGCACAAAGACAUUUACUGUUGAGUGUACGCGUCCAGACGAUGAAUGUAAAUCGUGCAAAGGUUGAAGUCACAGGUGUUUUUCCUCAUAUUUCUUUGUUUCUUCCUCAAACUUUAGAACAAAUAUAGAGGCACGUGGAGGUUUGAACUGUUUGGAGGAGAAGAAAAAAGAUGAACCUUGAGAAUCUCUCUUUUUUUUUUUUUUUUUUUUUUUUUUUUUUUAUUUUUAUUUUUUUUUGCUGCCAGCUUCUAGUAGUAUGGAAGCCUGACAGUUUCAGUUUGUGUGACAUUUAUUUAAAUGUCAGCAGUUUCUGGAGGAUCUGUGAGAAGCAUUUGAUGCAUUUCAUCAAGCUCCAUUUUUAUGUGCAUUACCAGUUUAUUGUACACUAAGUGUGGUACAGUACACACAGCCUUUUUUUUAAUCCUUAAAAUAAGGAAUACAUUUUGUAUCUUUCAUUUUAAAAAGGCAUGUCAUAUCUACUUUUAAAAUGUAUUAAUGAAGAUUAACUUCAGAAAUAUUUGUAGUUUAGCACAAUGUCAAAAAACUGUUAAACUUAGCAUGUAGAGAAUACAGUUUUUGUGGGAAAAGUCCUGUUAAGUUUUAAUCAAUGCACUUUUUCUGCAAAGUAGUCUUUCUCAAGAGUAAUUGAUUUUAUUUUUUACCCUCGCAACCCCCAGUAUCUGUUAUACUUGUAAGAAUUAUUUGUGCAAAAGAUGUAUUUAAAAUGCUUUAAGACAUCUUUCUUAGCCGUGGGGCUAUGUACUAUUGUAAAGUGUAAAUACAGUUACAAUGACUUUCUGAAUUGUGAAACAAAGUUUUAAAGUUAAAACCCUC
Molecule: messenger RNA, 3980 nt
Organism: Syngnathoides biaculeatus (alligator pipefish)
Lineage: Eukaryota; Metazoa; Chordata; Actinopteri; Syngnathiformes; Syngnathidae
Gene: ctdspl2b
Product: CTD (carboxy-terminal domain, RNA polymerase II, polypeptide A) small phosphatase like 2b
Exons: 13
Coding region: 196-1608 (470 amino acids)
Molecular function (GO): phosphoprotein phosphatase activity
Source: RefSeq, a predicted model, not a curated record